AUGGGGAUCAAAGGAUGUCUCUGCGUGGGGGAGGGCCCGGGCCCCCGCAGCCCUCUCUUCCAGGAGCCUGUGGUGGCUGGCUCUGGGCUGGGGGUGCCGAAAAGUGGCCUUGCGGGUUUCGUUACGAAGCCUGGGCCGCGUUCCAAGCCUCUCAUCUGUCCCUCUAAGCGGCUCCGACAGAUCCCUCCGCAGUACACGGAUUCUCGUCGGGAUAACGUCUUGGAGAGGAACAAGCUGGAAUCUGAUCCAGUCAGAGGAACACGACCAGGGCACUACCAGCUGGUCUUCCACACUGUCAGAUGGGACCUGGUGAUGCCACGAAGAUGGUCAGUGGAGAAACCACUGCAGGUGAAGCAGCCAGAGCAGCAGAAGCAUCUCACUUCCGAGACCAGCCCCUGGUGGCCAGUGAGGGACAGUCAAGCCAUCUGA
This is a messenger RNA of Rangifer tarandus platyrhynchus (Svalbard reindeer), 429 nucleotides long. The record is from the annotation of a GenBank genome assembly. NCBI's taxonomy places the organism in Eukaryota, Metazoa, Chordata, Mammalia, Artiodactyla, Cervidae.